Messenger RNA from Acipenser ruthenus (sterlet), 486 nucleotides. Its product is annotated as elongator complex protein 3-like. Gene Ontology annotation, biological process: tRNA wobble base 5-methoxycarbonylmethyl-2-thiouridinylation. Bases 64 to 468 code for a protein of 134 amino acids. NCBI's taxonomy places the organism in Eukaryota, Metazoa, Chordata, Actinopteri, Acipenseriformes, Acipenseridae. The transcript has 3 exons. The record is from RefSeq and is a predicted model, not a curated record. Gene Ontology annotation, cellular component: cytoplasm; elongator holoenzyme complex; nucleus.
UACUGACCGGACGGAGGUGGGCACUACUAACAAAGCUUUCUCCCCUUUAACAGAGAUAUCCCAAUGCCACUUGUGAGCUCUGGAGUAGAACAUGGGAAUCUGCGAGAGCUGGCACUUGCUCGAAUGAAGGAUUUGGGCACAGAGUGUCGGGAUGUACGAACUAGGGAGGUUGGGAUUCAGGAAAUCCAUCACAAAGUGAGACCCUAUCAGGUGGAAUUGGUGCGCAGAGACUAUGUUGCGAACAGCGGCUGGGAGACGUUCCUGUCCUACGAGGACCCUCAACAAGACAUUCUCAUUGGGCUGUUGCGCCUGCGGAAGUGCUCACCGGAGUCGUUCCGGCCCGAGCUGAAAGGGGGCGUCUCCAUUGUGAGAGAGCUACAUGUCUACGGCAGCGUGGUUCCCAUCAGCAGUAGGGACCCUGGCAAAUUCCAGCACCAGGUACUCGUGAAUGGCAGAGUGGGAAACUAAUGAGACAAUGAGAAAGUG